Sebastes umbrosus (honeycomb rockfish) is the source of this 1376-nucleotide messenger RNA. RefSeq names its product cytokine receptor common subunit gamma-like. The record is from RefSeq and is a predicted model, not a curated record. NCBI's taxonomy places the organism in Eukaryota, Metazoa, Chordata, Actinopteri, Perciformes, Sebastidae. Gene Ontology annotation, molecular function: cytokine receptor activity; protein binding. Gene Ontology annotation, biological process: cytokine-mediated signaling pathway. The transcript is spliced from 8 exons. Gene Ontology annotation, cellular component: external side of plasma membrane. Bases 91 to 1140 code for a protein of 349 amino acids.
AGAAGCAGCAAACAGAUAUGAAACAUCGAUACUGAGAUGUAGAAGUAGACCUGCGCAGAUACUGAGAGCAUCCUGUUUCUAUGUGCCACGAUGCCGACUAGGCUGCUUCUGCUUCUCUGUCUGGCAGGACAUGUGUUUACUAAAGAACCACCAGAUGUGGAGUGUUUGGUGGUGAAUCUGGAAUAUGUUCACUGUUCCUGGAAUAAGCAGGGGACUCCAGAGGUCAAUUACACCUUCUACGGCUGGUUCCACCGUCACGACGUCAGUGAGUGCCCCAACUAUCUGUCAGAGAACAACAUUACGAUUGGAUGUAACCAACCCUACGGCGAAGUGACCAACAGGUUCAGCUCAUUUUACACCAAACUGGAACAUGGCAACCAGAGUUCUCAGAGGACGCUUGAUCUUAGAUCAAAAGUCAAGUUAAAUCCACCAACCAACGUGACCGUCCAGAAUGGAUCCGACUCCAACCUGUGGCUCAGCUGGAGCCAGAUUUCUUAUCAAUGUGUGGAGAGUGAAGUUCGCUACAGGGUCAACAACAGGAAUUGGGCGCCUGCUCAAGUCAGCAGCGGGGUGCAGAGAUACUGCAUCAACCUCCCCUCCCGCAGUUCCCUGUAUGAGCUGCAGGUGAGGAGCAGAAUUGGGGAUAACUGUGGAAAGUCUUCAUUCUGGAGUAACUGGAGUAAGCCUGUGUUCUGGGGAUCCAACAACAGCACAGUCAUUCAUCAGAUGACCACUUCAAUGUCUGCGUGGACCCCAGUGGUGUCGGUGGUGGCUGCUUUGGUCCUCAUCCUACUGGUCAUGCUGUUGCUGCACCAUGAGAGAAUCAGAAUCAUGAUCAUCCCUGUGGUUCCCAAGCCAUCAUCGUACCUUCACAACGUCGAGGAUUGGUUUCAGUUCCCCAAAGGCAUGAAAGAGAGUUUUGCUUACAAUGAGCGUCCCUGUGCUGUCCGUGAGUACUGCCACGUCUCCGAGUUCGACGCCGAGAGCUCCAGCUGCUCCUCCACCUGCUCUGUCACCACCGACCAAACCGACUGCUCCGUCUCCGUCUCCAUCCCUGUGAACGAACCGGACCGGUCUACCCCCUGCUCCUCUUCCACCUCCACGGUCUCAUCUGAGGAGGAGCAGCAGGUUUUGGUUUAGGAGGCGUCUCAGUCAGGGAUGGGUCGCCCUAAACUUUACAAUCCAGAUCUCCUGCGUAACUGCAAAGAUCAGAAAAUAGAUAAAUUAUGUUUGGCUCCCCUUAUGAGAAGAAAACAGAUAUCUGUUUGAGGCGCUUAGAAGCAGUGGAUUAAAAGAUAACUUUGGUAUUUUUCUACCUGGAUCCUAUUUUCCCAUGUUUUUGUGUCUAAGUGGCUAACAGGGACAACACUUUGAAA